Neurospora crassa OR74A is the source of this 1909-nucleotide messenger RNA. RefSeq lists its product as hypothetical. Lineage: Eukaryota; Fungi; Ascomycota; Sordariomycetes; Sordariales; Sordariaceae. The transcript has a single exon. The record is from RefSeq and is a predicted model, not a curated record. The coding region runs from base 620 to 1519 and encodes 299 amino acids. Gene Ontology annotation, molecular function: 3'-5'-RNA exonuclease activity.
GUUGUGCUCGUUACUCACGUGGCCAGCCUUUGAGCUGCAGAACGGGCUACUGAACGAAACCUUCAAGCAUCAUAACGAGGCCAACUCUCUAUUUUGGUGGUACUGUGAGCCAUGUCAUAGACCAUUCAAUGGUUUCCCAGAGUCAAAAGAGCGUCGAAUGAUGAGAAGUGAUGUUACCACGUGAGGCCUGCUGUCCUAAGGUUACAAUGUAUUGUAACUGCAUGUCGAGCAUGGCGGCGAGCAUUGGUUGAGUCAUCCGAUGAUGCUCAACGGCGGGGAUAUGGAAUAACGAAAUGUGUACUGCGGUUGCACCGAUGUUGGCCAAUGACAUCAAGUACAGACGCUCGGUCUCGCGUUGUGACCUUGACAGGGCAUCGACGAAGGCUGAUCAUAUAUGCUCGAAGUGGAAGUAUCCCAGCGUUGACGUUGAAUAAGUACCUAGCUGCCCUCCAGUCUUGAUCAAGGUUCUUGAGAGGUAAUGGGUGUGGCCUCUCGACAGAGCACGACCGAGCCAUACUUGAAAGCUCGUGCUCGGUCCACGAUUCACCAGUUUCCAGACCCUCAAAAUUUUCUUCGUCGACAAGGGCAUCUAUUGCAAAUACGUUAACCGGUUGACGUCAUGAUAAUCAACAUAUCUUUCACCAUGUUGCUGGCCAACAUUGGCCUUGCAAGUGGGUCGGCUGACUUGCGACUGAUCACUUACAACAUCCGCUAUGCCGCAACAUUACUAUCAACUAAUGAGGAGCCAUGGGCUGUUCGUCGGCCUUUGAUGGCCUCGCAGGUCAAUUUCGAAACCAGCAAUCGCCCAGAAGCCUUGAUCUGCAUGCAAGAGGUAUUGAAUGAGCAACUCGUCGACCUCCAGUCGGAUCUUGGAAGCAAUUGGAACCAUGUUGGGGUUGGUCGGAAUGAUGGUGCGCAAGAUGGAGAGUAUUCACCCAUUAUCUACCAAGCAGACACCUGGCGACUGGAUAGGAACAAGACGUACUGGCUCAGCCAGACGCCCCACGUGGUUGGGUCUACGGGAUGGGAUGCUGCCUUACCGCGUAUCGUUACAGUUGCGCAGUUCAAGCAUCGCACAACAGAUGUGCCUCUGGUAUUCAUGUGCACGCACUUUGACCAUAUGGGGACGGUUGCCCGGAAUGAGAGCGCCAAGUUGAUCAUCAAGAUAGCUGAUGAGUGGAUGGUCCAAGGCUCCAACUCAACGAAGCCCGCUCCUGUGUUUCUGGGCGGUGACUUGAACCUGGAGCUUACAGAGGAGGGAAACAAGACUUUAACCACCCCAGGCGCUUUCCAGGACAUCAAAGACCUCGUCCCCAAAACACACUGGUACGGCAACGCCAAGACAUCGACUAGCUUUACCACAUCGACUUUGGACGAUAUGCGUAUUGAUUACCUGUUCGUGCGUAAUCCUCGUGGCAUCCAAUUCUCAACGUAUGGAGUCUUGACCAACAAAUUCGAGGAUGGGGUGUAUAUUUCGAAUCAUAGGCCAGUAGUGGUGGACGCAGAAAUGCUGGCAUGACUGUGUCGCCAGUGAAGAUAUGACUUUGAAAAUGUCUGGAGCGGUAUUCCAAGAAGGUGUCUCAAGAAUCAUCGGAUGUUUACCCCAGGCGCCAAAACGGUCAAGCUUUGAGUGAAUCAGGACAAGGAGAUAAUCAACAGUACCAGGCUUAGAGCGACAGAAUGGAGCGUCGGGCACGCCGGUUUGAAUGGAGUAUACCGCUUACCUACUGAGAUAAUUUAUUUGCUACUCGUCGUGGACUGGCGGACAAUGACCGCUGCGCAUUAAGUAUAUGUACCUAACCUUCCGUAUUACGAGCCAAGGUUCGAUACACGUAUGUCUUCUCUCCCUCGUCAGACCAGAUUUUUAGGUAGCCUUGAUUUCAGUACUUCGAAGAUAGAGCUUACUUAG